UCUUGUUUAUUUUUACAAUGGCAACAGUACGAAUACCAGAACAAAAAGUUAUACUUUGUGGCGAAUAUGGAGUUGGAAAAAGUUCGAUAUUUCGUCGGUUCACCAACAAUACAUUCGUAACAGCAACAGACAGAAAAUCAACACUUGGAUUGGAUCACUAUGAUAAAACAUAUCAUGUUUGUGAUAGAGAUGUUAAAUUGCAAUUAUGGGAUACAGGAGGUAUGGAAAGAGUGGCAUCUAUUACAUCAAGUUACUACAAGUUUGCAGAGGCCGCAAUUUUGGUCUUUUCAUUAGAUAAUUCCACAUCAUUUCACAUUCUGUCUCAGCAUUUAUUAGACAUAGUAACAUAUGCUGAAAACGCCAAAAUUUUUUUAUGUGGGAACAAAUCUGAUUUAUUGGAAGAAGUACCUCAAGUAACAGACUCUGAAAUUGAAGCAUUUUGUGAACAAUGUCACAAUCUCAUAUCUGGAGUUUAUAAAACAUCUUGCAAAACAAAUGAGGGGAUAGAAGACAUGUUCUCAGAUAUUGCCUUUCAGUUGGUUCAUUCAAACAGAUCUCGUUUGGAGUUACAAUCCAUGGACAAACAUGGAUUUAAAAUUACUAACGGUGAGGAGAUUCCAGAUGAGGAUAGUUGUUUGUGUUAAUUUUUGGUAGUCUAGUCCUUGAAGAAGAUUAAUUUGAAAACUCAAUUUCAACUACCAACUUAUUAGUUAUUUUAAUCUGUGAUUUAAGGUAGUGAUUUACAUAUUGAACAUUUCAACCCUUCUCAGAUGGUUUGUAAAAUCUAUAUUUUAUGAAAUCCUUUUUUUUUAAUGUCUUUCUAUGUUUUAAAAUUUUAAGCCCUAUUUAAUUAUUAAUUAAGGAUAUAUACAAAUAAUAAGAUUUAAUUAUUGUUAAAGUUUUGAGAAAAAUCCUAAUAAAGCAUGUUAUUUAAUGGUUUAACAAACAUAUUUGGGGCCUUUUUUCAAAUUAUAUACAGAAAGAUAUUAAAGAAUUUUAGGAAUUGAAAUAAAGUAUUUUCUGAACUAUCCGACUUGGUGUGGAAUACCUCAGAUACAAAUAUUGUGACAUUUGCUUUUUGUUUUUUUAUGAAUUCGAUUUUUUUUUAAUGAUGUAUUAAGUUAAUUAUAUAAGAUAAAUAAAUAUACAAUGAUGUUUUUUGGAGACUGAAAAUUUUCAAAAGUGAAACACUGUAGUUGAAUAUUUAUUGUGAGUAUUGCCAAAGAAUAAACAAUGUAUAUUAAGCUUGUGUUAUACAAUACAUAUACAUAUAUACAAUAUAAUUUGAAAGUGGUAUCUUUUUUUAAUUUUGAUUGAGAUUGUAUUUAUUAUGGACUUUUUUUAAGACAAUAUUUGUCCUUCUGUAUAUGAUUCAUAUUUAUUAUGUAUAUAUGCUGAAAUAUAACUACACUAUUUAAGUAGUAUACAUAUUUUAAUAUGAUGUAAUUAUUUACAAAUAUAUUAAUUUUCAUUGUG
This is a messenger RNA of Aethina tumida (small hive beetle), 1476 nucleotides long. RefSeq names its product ras-related protein Rab-30 (gene RabX6). Gene Ontology annotation, molecular function: GTP binding; GTPase activity. The transcript is spliced from 3 exons. The record is from RefSeq and is a predicted model, not a curated record. Lineage: Eukaryota; Metazoa; Arthropoda; Insecta; Coleoptera; Nitidulidae. The coding region runs from base 18 to 644 and encodes 208 amino acids.